UCCAUAGUUGCUGUCUGAGCAGAGGCAUCGGGAAGAGGAGGCCAGUUGCUCUAACAUUCCUCAGGAAAGCUACUUAAAUGAAAUGAGAAGGCUUCUCUAUCCAAGGAUAUACAGCCAAGAACAGACGCCGAGAAGCUGUUUUCCUUCUUUUCUCCCCCAGCUCCUACUGGAGUUGAACAGCUCUCAUUUCUGGCAUGCGUCUCAUCUCUCAGGAUACGAUGUCACAGUAUUCUACUAACUUUCUCUUGCUCCCCAUACCAGAGUAUCCUGUGUUAGACUGCGUGCCCAACAAAAUCAUCAAGCUCGUGGUACUGGGUGGCAGUAGCGUUGGGAAGACAGCCCUGGUUGUGCGCUUUCUCACGAAGAGAUUUAUUGGAGACUAUGAAGCCAAUACUGGUGCUUUGUAUUCAAGAAAGUUCACCAUAGAUGGGGAACAGAUCUCUCUCCAGGUGCAGGAUACUCCCUUUGUUUCGUUGGAGGAUGACACUGACAGCAUAUGCUGCCAAGAGCAGAUAAACCGUUCAAUCUACUGGGCAGAUGGCUUCGUUUUUGUUUACUCCAUCACAGACUAUGAGAGCUACCGAGUCAUCCGUCCCCUACACCAGCACAUCCGCAAGAUUCACCCGAAUGCUAACAUUCCCCUGCUUCUGAUGGCGAACAAAGGAGACCUCCUGCGAGCCAGGCAGGUGUCCUCCAAAGAAGGACUCCAGCUGGCCACUGAACUGGGAGGUACUUACUAUGAAGUCUCGGCCAGGGAGAACUGUGAAGGAGUGCAUGAAGCCUUCCAGCAGCUUUGCCAGGAGGUCAGCAGGAUGAUCGGGAGCUGCAACGGAGAGAAACGAAGAGGCCUCCACCUUGUCCGGCCCAAGUCUCCAAACAUGCAGGACUUAAAGAGACGCUUGAAACAGGCUCUGACUUCCAAAGGGAAAUCUGCCACUACACUUUGAUGCAGCCAACAGAAACUGUUUUCCACAGCCCUGAAAAAAAGGCAAGAAAAUAAGCUGGUAAUAAGGGGCAUCGCUGAAAUUCAGCAAUCAGGUUGUGCAAGAGGCUCUUUCAUUUUGUCUUCAUGUCUUCCUUAAAAAUCCCGUGCUCAUUCAGCAAAGGAACUUAGAGAAUUUUCUCUUUGCGGCAAGAAUUUAGAAACUGUGAUUUAAAAAAUAGAUGUUCCCAAAUUAUUUCCUUUCUGAAAGGGACAAAGUCAAAUAGUUUAGGCUUAAAAUGUGGAUUUUAUUAAUAAAAAUAAUUAAAUCCUAAUUUUAA
Opisthocomus hoazin is the source of this 1263-nucleotide messenger RNA. Its product is annotated as ras-like protein family member 11A-like. The record is from RefSeq and is a predicted model, not a curated record. Gene Ontology annotation, molecular function: GTP binding; GTPase activity. Lineage: Eukaryota; Metazoa; Chordata; Aves; Opisthocomiformes; Opisthocomidae.